CCCGCCCUUUUUAUCUCAACAAGACAACAACCAUUCCCCCUUCUUCCUCAACGGGUCCCCGCGCCUUCACUUCCUCUUCUUCCCCUCGUGUGCGGCCUCCCCGUGCGCCACCGCCAAAACACCGCGCCACCACCCCCCGCCACGCCCGCCGAAAACCCUAAGCAUCAGGCACGCCCAGCAACAGCCAACAGCAAAGCACAGUAGCAAGGCGCCGACCGCCGUUGAACAGAGACAGCGGCCGGGGGUUCACUUGGAAUUCGUUCGGCGAUGCGGCGGUCAGAGUGGGAGGACCGGUGCAAGCGGCACCCGGAGCACCGGAUGUCCAAGGGCGUCUGCCCGUACUGCCUCCGGGACCGCCUCGCGCACCUUUCCGCCUCUUCCUCGGCGACCACCACUACGCGGGCCUCGUCCACAGCGACCACGUCCCUGUGCUCCUCCGGCGCCUCGUCCCCGCCGCCGCACCACGCCGCGUUCUCCGCGGACGUCAGCUCCGUCCACGUCGUCGGCGCCGGCUCCUCCUUCGCCGACGUCUCCGCCUUCUCGCAGCCGCUGAUGCCGACCUCCGCUAAUAAGAAGAAGCCGCCGCCGCCGACGACGACGACGACGACGGGGAGGCAAGACGACGAGGCGGCGGCGCAAACGGCGAGGGGGAAGGGCGAGGUGAAGAGGAAGAAGAGCGGCAAGAAGAAGAAGAUCGGGAGGUUCCUGUCGAGGCUCGUCGGGGCGGAGAAGCGGCGGCACGCCGGGGACGGCGACGGCGGCGGCGGCGGCGGCGGCGGCGGCGGCGGCGGCGGCGGCGGCGAGCUCUUCCACUCCAAAACCAUGAAGGAGAAGACGGCGUCCAAGUGGGUAUUCUUCUGAAUUCCCUCAUCAGAUUCAGAUCAGAUGCCAACACCAUGCGCCACACGCUCGAUCGUUCGUGGGUAUAUAGUUUUUUUUACUCCUUCAAGUACUUCUGUGCUUAAAUCUGCAGUUUUAGCAUGGUUUCUUCUUCUAUUGUGUACACGACUUGACUAAGGCAAAACUAUUGAUCAUUUUGUACUAUUUGGGAUUUCUUUUGGAAAGGUUAUUGGAGAAAUCGUGUAUGCUUAUUUUGUAAAAUUAGAAGAGAAAAGAAAACAACAACGAAGUGUAUAUUAUGUGGAUCUUAUUUCUAUGUUCCACCAUCCAAUCCAUAGUGUUUAAUUUA
This is a messenger RNA of Sorghum bicolor (sorghum), 1189 nucleotides long. RefSeq names its product forkhead box protein D3. The transcript has a single exon. The record is from RefSeq and is a predicted model, not a curated record. Bases 268 to 861 code for a protein of 197 amino acids. Lineage: Eukaryota; Viridiplantae; Streptophyta; Magnoliopsida; Poales; Poaceae.